UAUUGGUGCAUUUCAGGGAUUUUCUUCAUGGAGUAGAAGAGAUUUCAAUACUUUCAUCAGGGCUUGUGAGAAGUAUGGCCGAAAUGACAUAAAAAGUAUUGCUUCUGAAAUGGAAGGGAAAACGGAGGAGGAAGUUGAAAGAUACGCAAAGGUCUUUAAAGAAAGAUAGAAAGAGUUAAAUGAUUAUGAUAGGAUCAUUAAGAAUAUCGAAAGGGGGGAGGCUAGAAUUUCGCGAAAGGAUGAGAUCAUGAAAGCUAUUGGGAAGAAAUUGGACCGGUACAAGAAUCCAUGGCUGGAACUCAAGAUUCAGUAUGGUCAGAAUAAAGGGAAAUUGUACAAUGAAGAAUGUGAUCGUUUCAUGAUAUGCAUGGUUCACAAACUUGGGUAUGGGAACUGGGAUGAGUUAAAGGCUGCAUUUCGCACAUCACCCUUGUUUCGUUUUGAUUGGUUUGUGAAGUCUCGCACAACUCAAGAACUUGCAAGGAGGUGUGAUACACUAAUUCGGUUGGUGGAGAAGGAAAACCAAGAGUACGACGAGAGGGAGAGACAAGCUCGUAAAGAGAAGAAGCUUGCCAAGAAUUUGACACCAUCAAAGCGAGCCCUGGCUAGGCAGACUGAGAGUCCCUCUUCCUUAAAGAAGCGGAAGCAAUUGACCAUGGAUGACUAUGUUACUUCAGGAAAGCGUAGGAAAUGAUAUUGAAAUAUAAAAUUAAGAAAUUUUUUUGGGGGAUGAAUCCCCCUUUAAAUUACGGUGUAGCAGUAGUGUGGGCAAGGAGUGCCUCUAGUUUGCGCACUAGUUUGUUAUAUCCCCUUGUUUUUGGAUCAGGGUUCAGAAUUCAUCGUUUCACUGAUGGAAUUGGUAAUAUAUUAGAUCUGAAGAGUUUUGGAAUUUGUAUAAAUGAAACUACUCCAGUAUUUUGUACCUUGUAGUUGAUUUUAGCUGGUCAUCUAAUGAAAUAUACUGUAUUAGCUGCUUAAGGCUAUCCCCCCAAUUUUUCUAUUUGAAUGUAAAUAUUUCUUUUUGUUUGUUUCUAUUCGGUUGGUCGAGGGUCCCAAAUUGCAGCCCUUGUCUCCCGAAAAGUUUACAAGCACCCAAAGUCAAAUCCAACUCCUGGAACCAACCAGCAAUAAAGUGCCUACUCUCAACUGCUUUCCAGGAAUUUGACCAAUCUAUCAAAUUAGAAAAGUUUCAAUCAGAGGAGAAAAAACACUGCUGCAAGUUCCAGGCACAGUCGCCAUGUCUAAACUGGAAAUGCCACCAGGGUCCAUGAUCUUUUACCGUGAUCAUUGGGAAUGUGUUGGACUGUUUUUUCUGUAAGUAUUCCCACAGUAAAUUUCUCUUUGUGUUUAUCUAUAACUAGCCAUGGAGACUGAAGUGCCCAAAGUACCAGCCAAGAAGAAAGAACCUAGCAAAAGGGCUGCUGCUGCACAGAAGAAGAAGCCCUUGGCAACUGUUUCGGAGAUAUCUGAUGAUGAUGAUGAUGAUUAUAAUGAUAUUAAUGAAAUUGAUGAUGAUGAUGAUGAUGAUGAUGAAGAUAGUGAGAUCGAAGUUGUAGCUACUCCAGAAGCCAGGAAAAAGGGCGGGGGAAAACUGGCUGCAAAUGCUAAGGCAGUUAAGGCCCCUGCAGCGGCAAAGAAGAGAGGUGCAGCGAAUAAGCAGCAGCCUCAGACAUUGGCCCAGAAGCUUUUAACUGACAUGUUAAAGCCUGCUGAAAAUUCCAGGAUUUCACCGGAGAAGAUAGUGAGAAAGAUGAGGGCAUCUCCAUUCAACAAGAAAAGUGGUUCUGUGUUGGGAAGGGUUGGUAAGGUAAAUGAAGUGACUGAAAAUGAAGAAAAUUGGGGUUCUGCUUCUACUUCUGCCAGUACUGAAGAAACUAUUGAAGUUGCACCAGCAAGAGCAAGACCUCAAAGGGUGAACCAAGUUAGAAAACAAGGUGCUAUGGGCCAGGUAGUUGCCCAUCAAAGAGGGUCGCAUGGGCUAGAGAAUUGAUAGACGAAGAAGCAGAACAGUUCUUCAUGCAUCGUUUCAUAAGAAGGCAGAUUGACAAAGACCUUGGCUUGCCCAGAGAAUGGCCUUGAGGAUACCAUAUUCUGCGUAAAGUUAAUGGAAGGAGACCUGCUUAUGCUUCCCAGCAACUAAUAUAAGAUCUGCAUAAUACGUUUUAUUUUUAAGUCUUUCAUUGGUCAAGUUAUGAGAGAAUAGCAUGGUGCCUUUUGAUGUAUGAACUUCCUCUAUAGAUUGUUUGGCUUAUAUUUUGUGAACUUGUCCGAUCAGCUUGUGUUAAGAUUCUUUCAAAUAGUGUUUCAAAAAGGGACAGUAUCAUUUUGAGCAA
Quercus lobata is the source of this 2333-nucleotide messenger RNA. RefSeq names its product ISWI chromatin-remodeling complex ATPase CHR17-like. Lineage: Eukaryota; Viridiplantae; Streptophyta; Magnoliopsida; Fagales; Fagaceae. The record is from RefSeq and is a predicted model, not a curated record. Gene Ontology annotation, cellular component: nucleus. Gene Ontology annotation, molecular function: DNA binding. The transcript has 6 exons. Gene Ontology annotation, biological process: chromatin remodeling. Bases 1364 to 1990 code for a protein of 208 amino acids.